GAACAGUUAGCAGUGCGCAGUUUACGUAUCUAUGCGGAAAACAUCCAGGACCAAAGAGCUUCGGCGUGAGGCCGGGAGCCGGUGAGAAGGAUACCCGUGAUGGCUUCGCGUUUGAUCGGUCGCUUUUCGGCUUUUGUUUCUCUCCUCCUUGCCGGCUGACCGUCUCGUCACGGCGGUAACGGAGGGAAGCUAGCGGUUCUGAGGGUGAUGCAACCAUGAAGUUUCACAAUGGAAGAUGCUGUCCAGCUCAGAGGACUGACAAAGUCAGAAGAAGCACUGCUAACACGAAAGACCCAGAGCUCUAGGAGAGAACUGCUUGGAUGUGUUUUGGUUCUGUGGACUUUACAGAAUCAUGUGCGGAAAGCAGGAAACGGACAGAGUUUGAGUCUUUUGAGUGUAGGAUGUGCCUACAGCAGCGCACCAAUCAGCAGUAUCGGACCGAGUGCAUGUGGGUGCAGUGAUGUGAGAACACAUCUCUCUGAUGUCCAGAUCCUGACAUUCAGAACCCAGCUGUGAUUCAGAACUCGGCUGUCGGUUUCAGUAGGAAAACAGGGGCUACUCACCAAAGCUGAUGUCCACUCUGCACAGCAACGCACAUCUUCACUUUUUUGACCAAAAGACAGAAAAUUGAGACUCUUGUCUUCAUCAUGCCAAGGAACCAAGCUUUUGCUGAACCAGAGUAUUCUGCAGAGUACUCGGCAGACUGCUCUGUGACCCUGCCCUCUGACCCUGGACAAGCUGUAGGGCGAACACACGAGGUCACGGUAAGAAGCUCUGGAUGUUGCCUUUGCCUUCCACGCUUUUUGCGCCUCACGUUUGCUCCAGAGUCUUUAGAGAGUCUCUACCAAACAUACUUCAGACGACAGAGACAUGAAACGCUGCUGGUGCUCGUUGUGUUUGCUGCCCUUUUCAACAGCUACGUCCUCUUCUCCUGUGUGAUGGUCUACAGCUCUGACAGGCUCGCCAGUGUUUUGGUGGCAUCAGCGGGACUCACCGGUGACAUUAUUCUCUACCUACUGUGCCGCUUUGGGCUGCUUCCAGACCGCAUCUCGAGACGGGUUGUGCCAUAUGCUCUCUGGGUGCUCAUAGCAGCUCAGAUAUUUUGCUACCUGGGUCUGAACUUUGCUCGCUUUCACCAGGCCAGUGACACAGUAGGCUGGCAGGCUUUUUUCAGUUUUUCCUUUUUCCUUACACUACCUUUGAGACUGACGCCCAUUGUGCUCAUCACCACUGUUUCCUGUGGGGUCCAUACCCUGGUUUUAGGGGUCACCAUUGCCCAGCAGCAGCAACAGCAGAAUGAGGACAUUCAAGGGGCAGCCCUUGCCAGACAGCUAUUGGCCAAUCUUGUGAUCUACAUUUGUGCCAUUACUGUGGGAGUCAUGUCAUACUACAUGGCUGACCGGAAACAUCGGAAGGCCUUCCUGGAGGCAAGACAGUCAUUAGAGGUGAAACUUAACCUUGAAGAGCAGAGCCAGCAGCAGGAGCGUCUUCUGCUUUCCAUUCUGCCAAAACACAUAGCAGAUGAGAUGCUUCAGGAUAUGAAGAAGGAGCCCAGUCAGAAAGAGAUGCAGCAGUUCAACACCAUGUACAUGUACAGACAUGAAAAUGUCAGUAUUUUGUUUGCAGAUAUUGUAGGCUUCACCCAGCUGUCGUCUUCUUGCACUGCCCAGGAACUGGUGAAGUUGCUGAACGAGCUCUUUGCUCGCUUUGACAAACUUGCUGCAAAAUACCACCAGCUUAGGAUCAAAAUUUUGGGAGACUGCUACUACUGCAUCUGUGGCCUUCCAGACUACAGGGAGGACCAUGCUGCCUGCUCCAUCAUGAUGGGCUUGGCAAUGGUGGAAGCCAUCUCGUAUGUCAGAGAGAAAACCCAGACUGACGUAGACAUGAGAGUUGGAGUUCACAGUGGAACUGUUCUGGGUGGAGUUCUGGGCCAGAAACGAUGGCAGUAUGAUGUUUGGUCCACAGAUGUAACUGUGGCCAACAAAAUGGAAGCUGGAGGGAUUCCAGGUCGUGUUCACAUAUCACAGAGCACGAUGGAGUGUCUUCAUGGUGAGUUUGACGUGGAGCCAGGAAAUGGAGGAGACCGCUGUGACUACCUGAGGGAGCGAGGUAUUGAGACCUACCUGGUGGUGGUUCCAAAAGGACCACAGGGAAAGUCCGUCAUCAGUGGAGUGAAGCUGUCUGUGACCUCUUCCAAUGGAAACUCCCCACUGCUAAUCAACACCACAGAGUGUAACGGCAGCGUGAAUACGACCUGCACGACACCAGAAGAACCAGAAGAAGUGGACAUGAGGGUGGUAAAUCCGUCUUUCCCAAAUCCUCGGAGGCGUUUGCGUCUGCGGGACCUGGCUGAACGGGUGGUCGAUGCUCAGGAGAAUGAACAAGAACUCAACAAGCUGCUGAAUGAAGCACUGUUAGAACGUGAGACAGUUCAAGCACUGAAGGGAAAGCACACCAACAAGCUGUCCCUGAGGUUUUUGGAUCCAGAACUGGAGACACGGUUUUCUGUUGAGAAAGAGAAGCAGAGCGGAGCGGCUUUCUGCUGCUCCUGUGUGGUUCUUCUCUUCACUGUGAUCAUGGAGGCCCUCAUCGACCCCUGGCUGAUUUCAAACUACAUCACUUUUGCAGUAGGAGAGGUUUUGCUGCUCAUCCUGACCAUCUGCUCUCUGGCAGCCAUUUUUCCCAGGGUCUUUCCCAAAAAGCUGGUCACCUUCUCAACAUGGAUCGACCACACCCGUUGGGUUCGGAACUCCUGGGCCAUGGCAGCCAUUUUCAUUGUGACUAUGGCAGACCUUGUUGAUAUGCUGAGUUGUCUGCCUCAAGUCCCAAAUUCAGGCAGCACCACAAAGGCCCCCUCUUCUUCUUUUCCCUCACGGCCCAGCCUUGAAGGUUGCCUGAACAAUCCUAAAUAUUACAGCUACAUGUCUGUGCUUGCACUCAUGGCCACCAUCAUGCUGGUUCAGGUCAGUCACAUGGUCAAGCUCACACUGAUGCUGCUCAUAACAAUGACAACUGGCAUUGUUAAUAUCUACAGCUGGAAGGAGAUCUUUGACCGCUAUGACAUGCUCCGCUUCCAGGAUUACAGGUCAAAAAUUCUACCUUCCAACAUCACAGUGACUGUUAUGAUCUUCAUUAUGAUGGUCAGCUUCUAUUACUUCUCCAGACAUGUGGAGAAGCUUGCUCGAACUCUCUUUCUGUGGAAGCUCGAGGUCAAUGAGCAAAAGGAGAAGGUGUAUGAGAUGCGGCGCUGGAACGAUGCUCUGGUCACAAACAUGUUACCUGAACAUGUGGCCCGACACUUUCUGGGCUCCAAGAAAAGGGAUGAGGAGCUGUACAGCCAGUCCUAUGAUGAGAUUGGAGUCAUGUUUGCCUCAAUUCCCAACUUCUCUGACUUUUAUACUGAAGAGAGCAUCAAUAAUGGUGGCAUUGAAUGUUUACGUUUUCUCAACGAGAUCAUCUCAGACUUUGACAGUCUGCUAGAUGAACCACAAUUUCGCUGCAUCACAAAGAUCAAGACUAUUGGCAGCACCUAUAUGGCAGCAUCAGGUGUCACCUCAGAUAUCAGCAAUGGUUAUACCUGCACGAAGAAGGAAGAGCAGUCUGACCGAGAGCGUUGGCAACACCUGGCAGACCUGGCAGACUUUGCUUUGGCCAUGAAGGUCACCAUCAUGAAUAUCAACUACCAGUCAUUCAACAACUUCAUGCUGCGCAUUGGUCUAAAUAAGGGCGGGGUGCUAGCAGGGGUCAUCGGUGCACGCAAGCCUCACUAUGACAUCUGGGGCAACACUGUGAAUGUGGCCAGUCGCAUGGAGUCUACAGGGGUGAUGGGAAAUAUUCAGGUUGUGGAGGACUGCUACAACAUCUUGAAGGAGUAUGGUUUCCGCUUUGUCAGGAGAGGGCCCAUCUUCGUGAAGGGAAAAGGGGAACUCCUCACUUAUUUCCUCAAAGGAAGAGACAAACAAGGCUCAUUUAUUAAUGGCUCCUCUGUAACUCUGCCACACCAAGUGGUGGAUAGCUGAGUAUCACAACACACGUUCUUUUACUCUUCAUCAGUCACUGUACAGAGUGCAGCAAUAUGCUGUAAAGGGAAAUCGCUCAACAAAACUCAGUUUAAAAGCUAAAGUUCAGGAAACACCUUUAUGAGUCAGCAGCUCGUUAAAUAUUUUAUCAUUUGGAAAAAGAUCUAAAGUUCAGUCGGUCUAUCCAAUGAAACAUGCUUACAGAGAAGUUAUCUGGGCAAUUUUGUUUGCAGUUGUGAUGAGGAACAUUGUUGAUGCAUUUUUAUCCUGUUUUUUUAGGCUUCUCUGCUGGAUUUGGUACUUGUUCCUGCCUACUGGUUCUGGAUUACAGAUUAAUUUGUAUUUACUGCAUCUGGAUCAGGGACUCAUUCCCACCGACUUGUUUUGGAUCAGGAACUAUUUCCUACUAACACCUACUAUCCAGAACUGGGUUGUGGUAUAUGGUUCUGGCACUCAUAAGUUAGCAGGAACUCUUUCUCCCCUCACAGAUCUGUAGUAAAGGCUGGUAAGCCCACUCACCAGACUUUUGUCUCAGUAAAAAACAUCAGCCGACCACCAGAUCUACUCUUCAAGCCUUCCAGAUGUUCAUGGCCUAACAUUAUUUUUAUACCCACUAUUUCAAACAGCACUUCCUACCAGAAUAGCUAGUCGAUUGAGCAAUUAGGCCCAUUAGGUGAAAUCCUUCUCUUUCCUUUUUUGUCCUAUUAUGGUGAGAUUUGAGGUAAUACAUUUCUUUAAUUUUUUUUUCUCUGUCUACAAAAUUAAUCCUCCAUCAUUUUGUACCUACUGUUGCUACAAAAACAAUAAAGAGGAAGAAGUGUCAACAAAAAUAGAGUGAAAAUCUGCAGCGGGAACCCAGAUGUCCAUUCAGGCUGAGUAUUAUAUUAUCAGGAGGGUCUGUGCUUGGAAAUAGAGAAAUGUUGACAAGCUACAUGGCUGAUAGCACAAUGAAACAGAUUUUUAUAUAUUCCAUAAUCUCUGUUACAUACGCUCCCCUUUAUGGCCACUGGAUGGCCUUAGCUGCUCCCUCCUCACUUGGCUUCGUCCCCCAGCUGUGCGUAAUCACUCACUCAGAGCUCAGCUGGUAAAAAGCUCCCCCGGGCAUUCAGUGAGUGAGAAGGUACAGGGACGUGUGGGCACAAAGGUGUUCAGACCUCUCUCUUCUCCUCGAGUGCUUGGUUGUUAGCUUCAUCCGUAUUCUCGUUGGUAAACUCGUUAGGAUUGACUUUUAGUAACCUUGACCGUAGACGGCCCUUUGACUUUGAUUUUGGCUGUGCCCGAGCAUCUCUGCCUUUCAGGACUGCACUUGUUUUGUUUAGGAUUGCUAGUAAGAGUAUUUCAGUUUGUUAGUUUCUUUCCCCCCAAAGCCCCUUUUGGCCUGGCGCUUUCAGUUAGUCUUUUCCUGUUAUAUUUAGAUAUUUCGGUUUUCGGGUACUUAGUGAGCUGACACUUGUUGUCCCUACUUUGUGUUUGUUAAAUAAAAUCCUUUGUUUUAGAGACACAACUACUCUGUUAUUGUUAAUCCCACACACAUCAUCGCUCCCUCCUCCCUAUCACUCCCAGAGAGCCGAGGGACGUAACAAUCUCAUCCAAUCUUACAUUUUGUUCACAUUUAAGAUGAGGUGAUUGUUCCAUCAUUCCACAUCCCCUCCUUUGUCCAGACUACUAUAUUUCUGAUGCUCCUUCUGCUUGAAGUCAGUGAUGUUCUUAAUCUUUUACCACACAUUUGUUACAUUGUUCUGCUGGGGUUUGAUGUCCAGUCUUUUCUUAGUAUUCUUGAGUUUGAGUUGCUUUUGUGUAUUUCUCAAACUUUCCGGUAUACUCCAUCAAGGCUCAUGUUACUUAUUAACAGUUCCUUCAGGUAUUUGGUGAUCCAGGGUUAGUUAGUUACCUCACUGUUUCGGUGGGUGUGAUUUUUUUUUGCACCAUUAGGUUUAAAUCAGGGAUGUCCCAUUCCGAUAUUGCUAUCGGCCCAAAAACACUGUAUCGGAAUGUAUCGGACUGAAUCAAAAAUCUCUGAUAUUAGCAGUACGUUCUGCUUUAAAUUCCAUUCCAGCAAUUCUAUCCAGCAGUGCCCAGAUCCAGCAUGCAAAGUCCAUGUGAUCAGAACAGUGUGUGCUAGCAAAGUAGCAAGGAACAAUGUCGGCCAUGUGGAUGUAUUUUUUGUUAAAGUCCGACAAAGACAGUUUGGCUCAGUGCAACACUUGUCAUGCAACAGUUUCUCGUGGUGGAACAGAACUGGGGAAGAUUAAUACGUCCAACCCCGUCGUGCUUUUGAUGCAGGAUCGCAAAACAUUGCAUGAGGAUAUUUUAUACUUACUGUUGCUGGCUUUUGUUUUCUGUUUGAGUAAUGCCACUUGAUCAAGCCUUUCUACAUUCCACACUAUGAGAUAGGUAAAGGUAUGUAUGAUUUGCGCUGAUAUUGUAUCGGACUGCUAUCGGUAUUGGUGAAUACCGGAGGAUGCAGUAUCGGUAUUGUAUCGGAAGUAAAAAAAAAGUUGUAUGGAGGCAUCCUUAAUUUGAAUAGUCAAUCUCACACUCAGUCAUGGCAUUGAUGCCAUCUCCACGUGGUCACAGAGGGCAUCCCAGUCUUGUUGGAGUUAAAGAUAUGAUCUUGCAGCAAUGUGUCUGUGAAACACAUCACUGAUAGACCGGCUAGAUCGUCAUCAGCAUUUCAAGUUUUUUCGUAUAAUUUGUGAGGGGUUUCAUAUUGGUUUAAAACGGUGACAGUUUGUUUUGCUUAGAUUAGCCAGUAAUAAGUCAGACUUAUUUCUGGUAAGGUUUGAACUCCUGGGUUCCUCAGGUUCCUUAGGUUCUGUUCAGAACUUUAGUGGACUGUGUUGAGGUGAAACCAAGUAGCAAAGGUUCUCGGGUUUGAAGGAAUUUGGAUUGAAUCACUGCUUUAACAGAUGAUGAGGUUCUCUUGGCCUGGUUGAACCAAGAUCUCUAGUCGGCACUAUUAGGCCGGGAACAAGGAGCAUAAGUCAUGCCCAUCUAUUUCUAGACGAUGGGUCCCCGGAACAAAGAAAAAAAUGAAUGCAAGUCAAUGGGGCUAUAAAAGCUAUUUUCUAAUCCCGUUUGAUAUGUGGGGUUAAACUAGACCAAACAUGGCAUCAAUAGAUUAGUAACUGGUUAAUUUUCAGUAGCCUGGCCUACCAGACUCUUCCUCUGUUUAAUUUUGCACAGAGAAAGGGUCUGGGAACUCUUAUUCAAAUAACCCCACCCCGUGACAAUUCUAACCGAACCAAUCAGCGCUGAGUAGCAUACGUUACACACCACAACACCGAGUUUGUUAUAAACAUGGCGACUGAAGUGGAGUUCACUGCGGCUCUUUCUUCUGUUCUAAAUGACUUGGACACAUCUUUAAAACAAGUAGAAGCGCUAAAAGCCUUUCUUCUAAAGAAAGAUGUUUGCGCUGUUGCCAGACGCCAUUUUUGACUGCAGCUAAAAAACUACAGCGUCGCGGACGUCACACACAGCGACGCUCAGUUUCUCAUAAACAACGAAGACAGCGGCAGAGUUCGCUGCAGCUCUUUCUUCUGUUCUAAAUGACUUGACUGUCUUUAAGCCCACAACAAGUAGAAAGCGCUAAAAGCCUUUCUUCUAAAAAAUAAAAGAUGUUUGCGCCGUCGCCAGAUGCCAUUUUUUGCUACAGCUAAAAAACUACAGCGUUGCGUGGUACAGUCGGCAUUUCCAUCUUUUUUCUAAUUGGUUAUUUUUGAGCUGCCUAGUCCCGCCCCUCAUGUGCCUCUCUGCCUGUGAGUUACCAGACUUUUUCUGUGCAGAAGGACGAGUCUGGCAGGCCAGGCAAAAUUUUCAGAUCAUGACAGAAAAAAAAAGACAGUAGCUGUAUCAUAGAUCAGUGUUUAUCAGCCCUGGUCCUGAGGACCCACCUCAUGUUGCCCUUUCAAACACCAAUAUUUCUCUGCUGCUACACACCUAAUAUGGCGAGUCAUGUAUGAGUCAUUAACUAGCAUCUUCAGCAAUUGAUGUCCUCCUGAGGAUGCAAUUCAAAUAUGUAAAUCGGGUGUGCUGAAGCAGAGACAUGGGAAAUACGUAGAACAGUGAGUCCUGCGGACCAGGGUUGGGGAACACUGUCGUAGAUGGUAUGAAAAACGUCUAAACCAGAGACGCAGUGACCACGGCAAGCUUGUUUUGUCAACUCCGUCUACUGGUUAUUGGUAUGUUGCAGCUUUUGAACAUGUUGCAUUAAUUUACGGGGAUGUGCACAAAUGACAAUGACAUUGCAAGUUAUGCAAGCUAGUCAUUUUAAACAUUUGUACGCAUCAUUAAGAAGCAAGUGUUACCCAUUCCCAAUACUCGCACUUCCACACUUGCACCCUUCAAUUGCUCGAUCCUGCCCAGAGAUGCGUAGGGUGUGCCGAUUCUCAAGUGCAGAAGUUGAUCUCGUCCCUUUUGUACCCUUGAUCUGCACUUCGCCUAAGUCCGCAUCGAUGCAGACUUGGGUGAAGUGUAUUACCCACAAUCCUUUGCUGUGAGAGAAAAGGCUCAAGUGACUUUUCUGAAAAUAUGUAUUUUCAAAUGAAAGUAGUUCAUUUUAGGAUGAUUACUUGAUGCUCUAAAUGUUUUAGACAAAGCAGCAAUGCAUGUAAGUUAAUUUCAAAAAUUUGUUUGGUUGUUGGUUUAAAAAAUUUUUUUUUAAAGUAGCACAGCGACCAUCAUCCCGGCAUGCAUUGCAGUCGAUGACACAAUGCUCCCUGUCCCAAUUCUGCAAUUAUUUGCACACUUGUGCACCACACACUCAAAGCCUUACUUCCUCUUAAGUGCACUUCACAGAAGACUGUAGGGUGCAGUGCGAAUAUUGGGAUUAGGCCUAUGUUUCUGAACUUACCCCUUCUUUCCACCAGACAUGAAAGCUCCGCAAAGCGUACUAUGUGGACAGGUUCCUUUCCACCAACAGCAAAGUCUAACGUUUUGGACAUGCCCCUGAAGCAAGGGGACGAAAUGAUUAAAUUUCGAAUAUAUUGUUUUACGAGAAACACUUCCAAAACACAUCAAACUCUGCAGACCGGACAGGAAGUCAAACACAAAAGCACUGUAAGACAUCCGGAAACUUUAAAAAUAAAUGUCACAUGCAAAUAAACGUACGUCAUUUAAUGUGAAACCCCCGUAGCUGAUGUAAACAGCUUAAAUCAUGCAUGGUGUUUUAAUCCCCCUGUGAUUUUGUGACUUGGCAAGACCAGCAAUGCUUUCACUCCCGUUUUGCAUCUGAGUCGCUCACGGUGGGAAGGGAGCUCACAGGUAAAAUGCGACUUUCACAUCCGAUGGGGGUUAGAGAGGUUUAAUGUGAAGCAGUAGUGAUGAAGAUGAACACCUCAGAACUUUUGCUUCCAGGUCAAGUUUGGGAAUGAGUCACUAGUUUUGUUGGAGGAGUUUAAGGAUCUUAAUAGGAUGCAGAAUAGCUUCUGCAUUGAUGGACUCUGUACUAUAGUGAUAAGAGAGUUAGUUAAAUGGCGAGGCUGCACCUCAACCAAAAUGUAAAAAAAAAAACUGUCAGCAGCAGGAAGGACAAUCUCACCAAUAAACUGUUUAAAGAAUGAGGAUGAAAAAUCCUCUUGAAUAUCUUGUUUUUCACAUGUGAUGUGAGCACUGAGAAUCAGUCCUACGUUUUGAAGUUGCCAUGUUUUAACUUCUGAGCUCAGGGAGGCUUCAAGGAAUGACUCUGGAAACUAAGAACCGUGUAGAUUAUUUCCAAUCAACACUUUACCUUCAGCACUAUUUAUUUAUUACAUAAAGGGAAGGAUAUCGUUGGCAGCUGGGCAGAUGGGUCUAAUGACACCACUCCCCAAGAGUAAUGAACAGUUUGCCUAACCACCCCAUUACCCUUUUUAAAUGAAGAUUUCACCUGCAUUACUUUUACUUUAAGAUGUAAUGAUAAAAACUUUUUGAAAUGAGGAAAGUGCAGAGAUUGGUUUCUGUCUGUAUAUUGAAUAUUUUGGAAUAUAUUUUUGUUUGUUUGCUUGUUUCCUUGGUCAACCUAAAUGUAAAAUGUUAACUACGAAACUGACUUUUACACAUCCAGGUAACAUCUAAACUGGAAGAGAUUAAAUACUGGAGCGGAAAUGUGUCACCUCUGUUUGUGAUCAUGGGUUUUAGUUACACUAAAUUAUUUUUGGACUCAGCAGGGCAGAAUGGACUAAAGAUGGUGUCAGAUUUGGUGCUCCAUGACUGGAAAUUUGCACUCAGCGUUAGAGUUUCUGUGAACAAGAAUAUUAGAUAUCUAGCCAAUGAACUUUGCCCAUCCUGUGGAGUUUAUUCCAAUUUUUGUUUAUAAGUUGAAGAAUUUCUAUCUUUUAAGUUGAUUGUUGUCAUUAAACCGAUGAAGAC
This is a messenger RNA of Nothobranchius furzeri (turquoise killifish), 10370 nucleotides long. RefSeq names its product adenylate cyclase 3a (gene adcy3a). The record is from RefSeq and is a predicted model, not a curated record. Lineage: Eukaryota; Metazoa; Chordata; Actinopteri; Cyprinodontiformes; Nothobranchiidae. Gene Ontology annotation, molecular function: adenylate cyclase activity. Gene Ontology annotation, cellular component: plasma membrane. Gene Ontology annotation, biological process: cAMP biosynthetic process; intracellular signal transduction; adenylate cyclase-activating G protein-coupled receptor signaling pathway.